Molecule: messenger RNA, 1170 nt
Organism: Aspergillus oryzae RIB40
Lineage: Eukaryota; Fungi; Ascomycota; Eurotiomycetes; Eurotiales; Aspergillaceae
Product: NAD(P)/FAD-dependent oxidoreductase
Exons: 3
Coding region: 1-1170 (389 amino acids)
Molecular function (GO): oxidoreductase activity
Source: RefSeq, a predicted model, not a curated record
AUGAUGUUCACCUGCAACUGGACUGCGCUUUUGUGCGCUCUACUCUCCAUUCUUUCAGUCUGUGUAGCAGAUAUACCUCAGACAAACUAUGACGUGAUCAUCAUUGGUGGUGGCCCUUCUGGCCUCAGCGCAGCGAGUGCCCUGUCGCGUGUCCUGCGGAAAUCAGUCCUCUUCGACUCUGGCGAGUACCGCAACAACCCUACUCGGCACAUGCAUGAUGUUAUUGGAAACGACCAUGUCGUACCCGCCGAGUUUCGGAAGACCGCCCGCGAGCAAAUUUCGUUUUACAACAUGACGACGUUCAUAGAUCAAAAGGUGACUAAGCUCGAGAAGACCGGGGACAACGCUUUCCAAGCGACUGUCGGGGACCAGCAAUAUACAGCUCGCAAGGUCAUCCUCGGCAGCGGAGUGAAAGACGACCUGCCCGAUGUCCCGGGUCUCCAGGAGGGUUUCGGAAAGGGUAUCUUCUGGUGUCCGUGGUGCGACGGCUUUGAGCAUCGUAAUCAGUCUAUGGGGGUUCUAGGAGAUAUUUCCGAAGCAUACGGAGCUGUCCGAGAACUGCACCCGACCCUGAACAAGGAUAUCAGAAUUUACGCCAACGGAACCAACACCACAGAGCAGAUCGCCAUCCUGGAUAAGAACCACCCUAAUUGGAGAAAGGUGUUCCAGGCCUACAAUGUGACAGUCAAUAACAAGCCCAUCCUUAACAUCACCCGUAUUCAAGAUGGAGCCGUUGUGAACGAUCCUGCGAUCCGGCUGGAGUUCGACAAGUUCCAAAUCUAUUUCGCCGACAACAGUUCUGAGGUGCGCGGCGCGUUCAUCACGAACUAUGGUACGUCGCAGAGGUCCGAUCUGCCGGCUCAGCUCGGUGUGGAAAUGCUGGGUUCCAAGAUCAAUACGUUGCGCAAGGGAUUGCAGACUAGCGUCCCGGGAGUUUGGGGUGUUGGCGAUGCCAACAGCGAUAACAGUACUAAUGUCCCCCAUGGUAUGUCUAGUGGGAAAUCAGCGGCUGUGUACUGUCAUGUUGAAUUGGCUCAAGAGGAACUCGACCGCGACGCUGGAUUGGAGAAGAGAGAAACCGAGUUUGAUGCGGAAUCUUUCCAUGAGACCACCGAAAGACAGAUGGGUAGUGAGAUCCAGGACCUCUACAAGAGACUCAGCCGUCGUUAA